Molecule: messenger RNA, 3001 nt
Organism: Paramisgurnus dabryanus
Lineage: Eukaryota; Metazoa; Chordata; Actinopteri; Cypriniformes; Cobitidae
Biological process (GO): protein deubiquitination
Cellular component (GO): cytosol; nucleus
Molecular function (GO): cysteine-type deubiquitinase activity
Source: RefSeq, a predicted model, not a curated record
AUGUCUACAUCAAAAGAGAAGCUCGAGACAGGACGCGGUGCACGGGAUGCUCGGCGAAAGUCAAACAUCUCUGCACCUGCUACUGCGCGAGUAAUCUUUACCCUUCCCGGGGAAAUUCCUGAUGAAGAGGUCCCAACAGCUGUUAGACAAAAUACCAUUUUGUCUAACUCAGCUGAGUUCGUGACCCGCAGCGGUGUACACGAUGUUCGCCGGAGGUCAAACAUCGCUACACCUGCAGCCGGUCACGUAAGGUUGACCAUUCCAGGAGAGGUUGAUGAUGAGGAGUGGAGCCCAGAAGCUGUAAGACAGAAUACCAUCCUGUCUUCUCCAGCUCGUGGGCUUGUGACUGGCAGCGGUGUACGCGAUUCUCAGCGUAGCUUGAACAUCUCUACACCUGCAGCCAGUCAAGAGAGCAACACCCUUCAAUGGGUGGAUGAGGAUGAUGAUGAUGAGGAGUGGAGCCCAGAAGUUGUAAGACAGAAUACCAUCCUGUCUACGACAGCUCAUGGGCUCGUGACCAGCAGCGGUGCACGUGAUGUUCAGCGGAGGUUGAACAUCUCUACACCUGCUGCUAGUCAAGAGAGCAUCGCCCCUCAAGGGGCGGAUGAGGAUGAGGAGAAGAGAGAAUCAGAAAAUCAAACAAACCAACGGAAGAAAAAGGGCAUCCGUGCUUUCUUCCAGAACAAAUUGCAAGCUAUAAAGCGUGCUUUUGGUAUUCGCCGAAAUGAGUUUCAACUGGAUCCAGCUGAUCCUCAGCCAGGCCUAUCCGGCCUGCAGGCAAGAACCCGUGAAGAUCAAGUUGAUCUGCAGAAAGGUCCAUCUGGACUCAAGCCAACGGGUUUUCAAGAACCAGCAAGGUGCCUGCAUGGUUCUUUUACCCUGGAGAAAACACUUCUUCAGGAAGAAGCUGAUCCCAAAAUUGGUCCGUUCGACCCGGAGCCGCGUGCUCAACGUGAUCAGACUUUUAGGCAAACAGGUGCAUUCGACCUGAAGCCACGUGCCCGUAAAGAUAAUUGGCAAUACAGUCCCAUCGGACUUGAGCCAGCGGGCCAUGAAGAGCCAGUCUAUUGCCAGCCUGGUUCAUUUUCUUUGGAGAAUACAGUUCUUCAAAAACUGGCUGAUCCUAAAAUGGGUCCUUUCGACCCGGUGCCACGUGCCCAACGAGAUCAGACCGAUAGGCGGACAGGUCCAUUCGACCUGAUGCCACGUGCCUGUUUAGAUCAUUGGCAACACAGUCCCAUCGGACUUGAGCCAGCAGGCCAUGAAGGGCCAGUCUAUUGCCAGACUGGCUCAGUUUCCUUGGAGAAAUUAGUUCUUCAAGAAGAGGCUGAUCCUGUAAAUGGUCCCUUCGACCCGAAGCCAAGUGCUCCACACGAUCAGUCUUAUAGUCAGCCAGAUCCAUCCGACCUGCAGUCAAGUGGUGAUCAAUGUGCCUACCCUUCAAGGGAAUCUAAAUAUUUAAAUAAAGAGGAAAAGGAGAAAGGAGAAGUUGACUAUGGUGUUUAUGGGGAGAAUCGCAAAUCCAGUGGCAGAAAGAGUACGACAAUGGAAGAUAAUCAUGAUGGAGAACGCAAAGAGAGAAAAGACAAGAAGAAGAAGAAGAAAGGAAAGCUCCGCCGUACUUUGAAAAAGAUCUUGGGUUGUAUUUUCCCUUGUGGUGACGACGCACAACUGUCUACUGCCCCCUCUACACCAAGGCCAGCCACUGUUGGAGGUUCGGCCAUGUUUGCAGUCAACACUUCCUCUGAUAGCAGUGAUGAUACGAUGACUGCAGAGCAGGAUAAAGCUAUUCUCAGAGAGAAUGUCGGCAUGCAGAUGCUAUCUGCUAUGGACUGGCUUGCACUUGAACAAUUCUAUUCGGACCUCUGCUCAUAUGAGCUGACUCAGCAUGAAAUACUGCAGUUGAUUCAGUGCAGUAUUGAGCGUCCAAAACAGCAAAGAGUUAAUGAUCAGGAUGAUCAUCAAAAAGAUGCCAAAGGGCAGCAAGUGAAGAUUAAGGACAUGGGUUUUCCGAACAUCGGGAACACAUGUUUCCUGAACUCCACCCUCCAGUGCCUCCUCAAUAUGUCGCCGAUCAUGCAGGACAUCAUCUCCCAGCAGAAACACUGGAAGAACGAGCCUGGAUCAGAAAUGUUCAAGGCUUUAUAUGACCUGCAUGACACCAGAAUGAAGAAGAUGAGCACCGACCAGAAAGCUCGGCUUCUGGCAACCAUCAAACGUUGCAUUGCCAGAAGGAAUUCACAUUUUAGUGGCGAUAAUGAGCAGGAUGCUCAUGAAUUCCUUAUGACCUGCUUGGAACAACUAAAUGAGGAGGCACAGAUGUGCCGGGAUUCCAUACAUGAUUUCCGUAACCCUGCAGCGCACAUGGAUUUUAAGAUCAUCCGGCUGCGCACAUGCAAGACCUGUGGGAAUCAAAAGCACUCUCUGGAGGAAUUAAACUGCCUGUCUUUGGCUAUUGGUCCUCAAGGAUCAUUAAUGGAGAGCCUCCAGCACUACUUUGCAGCAUCUUCAUUUGAAUGCCGCUGUAGUGAGUGUGGAGGUGAUCAAGCCUUGGAAACUGUGCAAGUUCAGACCCUACCAAAGGUUUUGGUUCUUCUUGUUACAAGGUUUGACAUGUACACCCUCGAAAAAAUCAAGGGGUGUCUGGCUGUUCCUGAGGAGCUCAGUCUGUCCGGCUUCACAGUGGCAGACUGCAAUGGGCAACGCAGCCUAUAAGCUCACUGGUGUUGUCUCUCAUUUGGGGUCAAGUUUGCAGUGUGGUCACUACAUCAGCAACAUUCGUGACCCUUCUGGAGCUGGCUGGAUUAAGUGUGACGAUUCAACUGUAAAAUCCAUCAGCUGGCCAAGAGCAUCCCACACCAUAGAAAAACACGGCUAUAUGUUUUUCUAUGUGAGGAGCUAAAGCAGUGUCAGCUGAAGGAUCCUACCUUAGAUCCUCACGUGCAGAAUGUUUUAUUAUUGUGUUUUUUAGUUUAUUUUUAAUCAUUUGUUAUCUAUAUAA